This is a messenger RNA of Rhineura floridana, 630 nucleotides long. RefSeq names its product protein PET100 homolog, mitochondrial. Bases 45 to 308 code for a protein of 87 amino acids. NCBI's taxonomy places the organism in Eukaryota, Metazoa, Chordata, Lepidosauria, Squamata, Rhineuridae. The record is from RefSeq and is a predicted model, not a curated record. Gene Ontology annotation, cellular component: mitochondrial inner membrane; mitochondrion. The transcript has 4 exons. Gene Ontology annotation, biological process: mitochondrial respiratory chain complex IV assembly.
CUCUCCGCCUCCGGCACUAUGUUGGUCUCAGGCGCCAUCUUUGGAUGGCAAUAGGGGGAGGAGCUAAUCAACUCAGAGGCGUAAUGGGGGUGAAGCUGGAGGUGUUCCGGAUGAUGCUGUAUUUGUCUUUUCCUGUUGCUAUGUUCUGGAUUUCAAAUCAGGCAGAGUAUUUUGAAGAAUAUGUAAUCAAGCGGAAGAGAGAGAUCUAUCCACCUGAAGAUAGUUACCAGAGAAAAGAGCUAGAAGAUUUCAAAGAGCGAAUGAGGAAGAAGCGGGAGGAACGGCUGCUGCAGGCAACUGCGGAGUAAUAACGUCUCCCCGUGAUUUGAUGCACUCUCAAGAAAGUUGCUGUCACCAAUGUCUUUUCAGUUUUAACUUAAUAAAUGCCUCUCCAAAAGACUUUUUGGACUAUGGGAUGAAAGGAAUUGCAACAGUUCCACUUUGUAUUCCCAUAUAAUGGUUCUGUGCAUGCCCAUUUGGCCCACAAAGCCCUUCUAGAAAAAAGGGGAGUGGGUUUAGGGUACUUCUAUCAUGUUCUGCCUCUUGCUUCGUGCAGCUGCUGAACUCUGCUCGCAAGUUUGGCAGCUGACUCAUGUGAGUUACUUUGAAUAAAAACCUCUAUAUGGAAAA